AGAAGCUGUGAAGGAAGUGACGUAGGGCACGCGCCGGGGGCGUGAUGGAGCAGCAGCAGCAACAGCAGCAGCGGCAGCUCAGAAACCUGCGGGACUUCCUGUUGGUCUACAAUCGGAUGACGGAACUCUGCUUCCAGCGCUGCGUGCCCAGCCUGCACCACCGAGCUCUGGAUGCUGAGGAGGAGGCCUGUCUGCACAGCUGUGCUGGGAAGCUGAUCCAUUCCAAUCACCGCCUCAUGGCCGCUUACGUGCAGCUCAUGCCUGCCCUGGUACAGCGCCGCAUCGCAGACUACGAGGCUGCCUCAUCUGUGCCAGGUGUUGCUGCUGAACAGCCCGAAACCUCGCCAUCAGGGAGCUAGCCGUCCCCAACCCCGGGAAGGGAGGCACGGGAUGGACCCUCAAAUUUAAGGAGCCAGUGGACCUUGGGCUGGGUGCAACCUGUAUAUAGAAAGUGAAGAGUUGCCUGAGAGGUGGGUACUGUUGCUCCUUUUCCUGGAGCUAAUAAACCCACUUUUACUCUGUUUGGUUUAUAGUCUGGGCAAGGAAGCUUUGCCCACUUGAUUGGCACCAUCUUUAUAUUCUGUCAGGAUGCUUCAGCCCUGGCAGCAGAGAAAUUGCCUUCAACGUGUAGAAGGAAAACCUCAGUAUUCCCAGGCACCUGGUUAAAGCGACGUCUGUGGGUACAAUUUUAAGACUGGUAAUAGCGACAAGAAGUUGGUUUCUGCCCAGAUGACAGAAAAUGGGAACUCUGUCUAGCUGUCCUUAAAUCUGUCUGACUUAAAUGGCUCACUUAGAGAUAUCUAAGGACAGCAGAUUAAGAAUCCACAGGGCUUUUAGGCGCUACCUCCUGGGAAGUCAGUAGCCUCAGACAGAGAUGAAACCUGUAAGAAUUCUGGGGUGUUCUGGAACGUGAAACACUUCCUCAAGUUGUUACUUAAUAUUUUCUGUCUUCUUAGGAUGAGCAGUAAAAUUUUUAAACAAAGAAGGUCUGUGUGCUUGUCUUCAGGAGCAGUCAGAAAGGGGAAAACUUGUGGAACCAUAUUCUGCAAUACAGUCAGACUCGAGGGAUAAAAACCUAAGGGAGAAGUAGAUGGUGAUGUUAUGGGGGAAAAAGGAAGAAAGCCAAAUCUUCAGGACUUCUUGAAUGUUACCUUAAUGUCUUACUGCUUGUCUGAAAUGUCCUGAUUCCAUCUCUUAGUCUACCCCACAUUGUUCCCACUGUGCCUGUUCUGUGAUUUCUAAUUUCAACCUGUCUGUUCUUUCCUCGUUAUUUCCCUCCAUGUGGAAUUUACUUCUGUAUUCAGCAAUCUGAGUGGCCUAUACAUUACUGAAUUUUCUUGCCAUUUUUGUGUCCUUUUUGUAUCAGCUGUUUUAACAUUUCUGUUCCUCCAUUCACACUGCUAGAGAAAAAGCUGUGUAGUGAAUGCCACUAAAUAUUCAAGGUCUCCAACCUCAACCAAGCCCUCAUUACAAACAAGCAACCCUUUGUGAGUUCCUGGUCUGUUUGCUCUCCUAAUCACUACGUCAGUUAUUUUACACCUUCAUUGUUCUCCUUAAUCCCCUACCUCACCCUUGACUAUUCCCCAUCAGGUGACCAUGUUUGAUUUUUAAAAUGGAAGUAGAACUUCUUAGACAUUGGCUCCCACAGUCAUUAAAAAAAAAAGAACGAAAUAAAAGAAAACUUACAACCAUCCACAAAGCAGAUGUUUUCUCUCCUGUACAGAUCAGGACGUUGAAAUUCUCUGGUAGCAGACCCUGUCUGAAAAUGCAGACCUGUCUUUAAAUUCUUUUACUGCACCAGGCUGCCUUUCAAAAUAUCUGUUGAGCACCCACUUUUUAUAGGUUCUGGUCUUGGUAUUAUCCCCACUUAACAGAUGAGGAAGCAAGAAUUCAGUAUGUACCAGAAGCCCACCUUAUACACAGUUACCUAUUGAGAAAAGUGGCUCUAAUCAGCUUUUUGCCUCAUUAGCUGAACAAACCUUGAACAGAAAGGUUUGCUAUGACCCUUCCUUAAUAAAAAAGUCGUUGACCAGGAACUUUCCUACUGAGUGGCUUCAUGUCUGCUCAAUAAAGGUCUCUCCUUGAAAAGUGUAAAUGCAGGUAAAGCAGCUUGUGAACUUUGCAAUUCCCAGAGACAGGAAUGCGGACCUGAGAUAUUGUUCUGAUGGUGGGAGGAUUCUUCUACAUCGAUAUUUAUGUAUA
Molecule: messenger RNA, 2202 nt
Organism: Mesoplodon densirostris (Blainville's beaked whale)
Lineage: Eukaryota; Metazoa; Chordata; Mammalia; Artiodactyla; Ziphiidae
Gene: TIMM10B
Product: translocase of inner mitochondrial membrane 10B
Exons: 3
Coding region: 45-359 (104 amino acids)
Cellular component (GO): mitochondrial intermembrane space chaperone complex
Source: RefSeq, a predicted model, not a curated record